AUGACGACGACGCGCCAUCUGGUCCGCUUCGGCUCCGCCACGAUCGACACGACGGUCACCAGCGACGUCGCGGCCGCCGGCGGCGGCGGCGCAGGCCUCGUCGUCAGCCUCGACUGCGAGUGGAAGCCCAACUACGUGUCGUGGAGGACCUCCAGGGUGGCCAUCCUCCAGCUCUGCGCCGGCCCGCGCUGCCUCGUCCUGCAGCUGUUCUACGCCAACCGCGUCCCGCCGGACGUCAGGGACCUCCUCGGCGGCCCGUCCGUGCGGCUCGUCGGCGUCGGCAUCGGCGAGGACGCGGCGAAGCUGGAGGCCGACUACGGCGUGGCCUGCGCGGCGCCCGUGGACCUGGAGGACAUCUGCAACCGCCGCCUCGGCCUCCUCGUCGGGAACGGUGGCGGGAGGAGGCUGGGGCUGAAGGGGUACGCGAGGGAGGUGCUGGGGCUGGCCAUGGAGAAGCCGAGGCGCGUCACCAUGAGCAACUGGGAGAAGCGGGAGCUGGACGCGGCGCAGAUCGAGUACGCCUGCAUCGACGCCUACGUCUCCUACAAGCUCGGCGAGAGGCUCCUUGCCGACUGA
Oryza brachyantha (malo sina) is the source of this 576-nucleotide messenger RNA. Its product is annotated as Werner Syndrome-like exonuclease. The transcript has a single exon. Gene Ontology annotation, cellular component: cytoplasm; nucleus. The record is from RefSeq and is a predicted model, not a curated record. NCBI's taxonomy places the organism in Eukaryota, Viridiplantae, Streptophyta, Magnoliopsida, Poales, Poaceae. Gene Ontology annotation, molecular function: nucleic acid binding; 3'-5' exonuclease activity. Gene Ontology annotation, biological process: nucleobase-containing compound metabolic process. The coding region runs from base 1 to 576 and encodes 191 amino acids.